UUGCAAGUUAGAUCAGGCGCGCCAUCGCGUCUACGAUUACGCUGGGAACUUUGUAAAUCGACAACGACCCGGCGCUGCUCAUCACGACCACCAUUUCGCACCGAAUUUUUCGAUGGAUUUCGACCUAUCCAGCGAGGUUGAAUCUGUUUUACAUAUCGCAAGGGAAGUCUCAGUCUACAAGAUCCCCGGCCUAAAGGCGAACGAAGGCCACCGUGCUCAAGAUUGGGGAGAUUUAGCUGCGCCGUUGUGGAAAGGACGGAUGAGGAUUAUUGAGAGGUCGACAGGUGUUUCGAUUCUUUUCGAGGAUGCUCAGACAGGAGAACUGUUCGCCCGCGCAGAAUACGAUCCUGCUAAACCAUGCGUAGAAGCCGUGCUCGACUCUUCUCGAUAUUUCGUGAUACGGGUAGAAGAUGGUGGAAAGAAGGCCUAUAUUGGACUUGGAUUCGCCGAGAGGACAGAUAGCUUUGAUUUCAAUGUUGCACUACAAGAUUACACAAAACGAUGGAAGACCGCGAAGAACCCUCCUUCUGCACAGGAAGAGGGGAUGACAUCUUCUCCCCACAUACCGGUAGGCCCGAAGAAAGACUACAGUUUGAAGGAUGGCCAAACAUUUUCAAUCUCGAUUCCGGGUAGUAAGAACACUACGACCAACAGUAGUGCCACCACCAAUUUGUUGGGAUCUGAUAACACCUCUAACACUAGCGGAGGAGGGUUUGGAGGUGGUAUACCACUGUUACCGCCUCCGCCCAGUAGCACGAAGAAGAGAUGACGCAGUUGCAGAAUGGGAUGUGUAUAGCUGAUUCUACAAUUCUUGUUCGAUAGCUCUACAUGGAUGUAUUUUAUGUCGCGUUUUUGUAUCUCCAUGCUUGGGGUGGCAUUACUAUCAUUAUACGUGACUCGUUCUUCGGUCA
Messenger RNA from Marasmius oreades (fairy-ring Marasmius), 911 nucleotides. RefSeq lists its product as uncharacterized. Gene Ontology annotation, cellular component: clathrin vesicle coat; membrane. Gene Ontology annotation, biological process: endocytosis. NCBI's taxonomy places the organism in Eukaryota, Fungi, Basidiomycota, Agaricomycetes, Agaricales, Marasmiaceae. The record is from RefSeq and is a predicted model, not a curated record. The coding region runs from base 113 to 769 and encodes 218 amino acids. The transcript has 7 exons.